This is a messenger RNA of Oryza sativa Japonica Group (Japanese rice), 1485 nucleotides long. Lineage: Eukaryota; Viridiplantae; Streptophyta; Magnoliopsida; Poales; Poaceae. The record is from RefSeq and is a predicted model, not a curated record.
ACGCAUCCGUGCCAUUUCAUCCCUAUUUAAUCGUCACAUCACUAGCUCAUCAGUCAUCACCUGCUCUCUGCAAACACUGUGACUUUGGGUGAGUGAGUGAGUGAGUGAAGAGGAGGAAGAUGGGGAAGGGAGGGAAAGGAGCCGAGGCGGCGGCGGCGGCGGUGGCCGGAGCCGGUGAGGAGGAGAACAUGGCGGCGUGGCUGGUGGCGAAGAACACCCUCAAGAUCAUGCCCUUCAAGCUCCCGCCAGUUGGGCCUUAUGAUGUCCGUGUCCGGAUGAAGGCAGUGGGCAUCUGCGGCAGCGACGUGCACUACCUCAGGGUGAUCUGUUGUUCGCUCACAGAAAGAAUGAAAGAUAAUGUGGCUUAUAUAUGUUUGUUGUUUGAGUGCGUGCAGGAGAUGCGCAUUGCGCAUUUCGUGGUGAAGGAGCCGAUGGUGAUCGGGCACGAGUGCGCCGGCGUGAUAGAGGAGGUCGGCAGCGGCGUGACGCACCUCGCCGUCGGCGACCGCGUGGCGCUCGAGCCCGGCAUCAGCUGCUGGCGCUGCAGGCACUGCAAGGGCGGCCGCUACAACCUCUGCGAGGACAUGAAGUUCUUCGCCACCCCUCCCGUCCACGGAUCCCUCGCCAACCAGAUCGUGCACCCUGGUGAUCUGUGCUUCAAGCUGCCGGAGAACGUGAGCCUGGAGGAAGGCGCCAUGUGCGAGCCGCUGAGCGUGGGCGUGCACGCGUGCCGCCGCGCCGACGUCGGGCCGGAGACGGGGGUGCUGAUCAUGGGCGCGGGGCCGAUCGGCCUGGUCACCCUGCUGGCGGCGCGCGCGUUCGGCGCGACGCGCGUCGUGAUCGUGGACGUGGACGAACACCGCCUCUCCGUGGCCCGAUCCCUCGGCGCCGACGCCGCCGUGAGGGUGUCGGCGCGCGCGGAGGACGUCGGCGAGGAGGUGGAACGGAUCAGGGCGGCGAUGGGCGGGGACAUCGACGUGAGCCUGGACUGCGCCGGGUUCAGCAAGACGGUGGCGACGGCGCUGGAGGCGACGCGCGGCGGCGGGAAGGUGUGCCUCGUCGGGAUGGGGCACAACGAGAUGACGGUGCCGCUGACGUCGGCGGCGAUCAGGGAGGUGGACGUGGUGGGGAUAUUCCGGUACAAGGACACGUGGCCGCUCUGCAUCGAGUUCCUCCGCAGCGGCAAGAUCGACGUGAAGCCGCUCAUCACCCACCGAUUCGGGUUCUCGCAGGAGGACGUGGAGGAGGCGUUCGAGGUCAGCGCCCGUGGCCGCGACGCCAUCAAGGUCAUGUUCAACCUCUAGAUCGAUCCAUCCAUCGAUCGAUCGACAGCAAAAUAUGUGACGGGUUUGGAACGUAUGUCGAUCGGACAAAAAAAUGUGUGCUUGCUUUGCUGGUUGCCGUGUCUGUCUGUCUCUACAUGAAUAAAAGGCGGCAACGUUCUGUCCUCAUGGACUAAGCGUGUGCAUUGUCUGUUUCAAUUCA